GCUUUCGACGUCGUAUCCAAGGACGUGGGUAAUGCAGCCUUCGGCGCCGAUGGCAACUUGAAGGUCGUCAAUGAUGUCGAAGGGGCCAUCGUUCAAGACGGCGACAAAGUUCCCCCUCUACAAAUCCCACUCACUCUGAUCCCUGCUGCCCUUCAGUACCUCGACCUGCCACCGGAUGACCCCGAAAUCUGCUCAAUCUUCCGAAACGCUGCAUCCGGUUGGAGCUCCUCUUCGCCAAAUAUACGCCGGAACGAAGAGUAUGUCAGUCGUGAUGAUUGGCGCGCUGUGUGUGCGGUCCUUCUUGAACAUGAUGACGGGGAUGAUGAGGACCCAUUAGAUUCAUUACCUAGGGCUCAAAUACCAGGGUCCUGUGAGGAGGACGACGAAGAAAGUGGCUCCUGCCGUGAAUCUGACGAUGAUUCAGCAGAGUCUACAACUGGCGACCUCGAUGGCGAAUACAUUGAGGGAGAAACAUCUCGUCGCAAGCCCGGCGGCCCUCGAAAAGCAGAAUUACUGUCGCCCUCAACCAAGGCCUUGGACACGCAGAAACUUACUCCUCACCAGCGGCAGGCGUGCUUGGACGCUUUUGCCUUAUUCUUCCCGGAUGCCUCCCCUGCUGAACUUCCUGAGAAGAAAAUUAUGAUGAAGGAUAUUCAGCGAGUUGCGGGCCUUCUCAAAGAGAAAAUCAAGGCAGAAGAGCUCAGCGGAAAGAUCUGUGACCUUGAUGGACUUUAG
This is a messenger RNA of Laccaria bicolor S238N-H82, 735 nucleotides long. RefSeq lists its product as uncharacterized. The record is from RefSeq and is a predicted model, not a curated record. The transcript has 2 exons. Lineage: Eukaryota; Fungi; Basidiomycota; Agaricomycetes; Agaricales; Hydnangiaceae. The annotation marks the transcript as partial.